This is a messenger RNA of Octodon degus (degu), 3497 nucleotides long. It is a transcript of the gene Perm1, whose product is annotated as PPARGC1 and ESRR induced regulator, muscle 1. NCBI's taxonomy places the organism in Eukaryota, Metazoa, Chordata, Mammalia, Rodentia, Octodontidae. Gene Ontology annotation, biological process: regulation of DNA-templated transcription; response to muscle activity. The coding region runs from base 288 to 2528 and encodes 746 amino acids. The record is from RefSeq and is a predicted model, not a curated record. Gene Ontology annotation, cellular component: cytoplasm; nucleus. The transcript is spliced from 5 exons.
CAGGGCCAGCCCAGCAGCAUGCCGCUCUGGGGCAGGCACUCAGAUGCCCUGCUCCACUGCCCUGCUGGCUGCCGAGACUCAGGCCCAAGACCUGCCUUCUGAACCCUGAGCUGAUUCCAGUCAGCUCCAGUGUGACCUUGGGUGGAGAUGAAUAGCCGGGGGUGGGGUGUCCCCCAUGUGUGCAGGCUUGCGGCAUUGUGUGCAGGUUGGUGCCUGGAUCCUGGACACUUGAAGAUCCCGUCUGGCACCAAGUCCUGUCACUAUUCCAGCACCUCUGCUGACCUGUGAUGGACAACUUCCAGUACAGCGUCCAGCUCAGUGACCAAGACUGGGCUGAGUUCUCGGCAACUGCUGAUGAGUGUGGCCUCUUGCAGGCUGGCCUGGCUUCUGGGGACGAGCUCUUUUCCAGUGACAUUGACCAAGGGGACAGCAGUGGCAGCAGCCCACCUGGGCGCCCACCCCUUCUCACUGUGCAGCUGGCUCCUGGGGGAAACAGCUGGCAGGCUUGUGAAGAGAACAGUGUGGCCACCUGGCAGCGGGUCAGUAGGUCUCAGUGUGAGCCUGUCCUGGCUCUGGGGGCCAGUAAGCAGGCAGCUGGCACGUCCACACCAUCUGAAGCUCUGCCUUCCCUCAACUCAAGCCCAGCCCCUCUUGAUCAGCGCUGCUCAUUUCCAGAGUCAGUAGAUUCCAGUGACACGAUGCAGAGGCUUCUGCAGGGCCCUUCUCCCAGCCCCCCUGGUGAGCACCCCCAGAGUUCUGAAUGCCCUGGCCACAGUGUCAUCUCUCAAAAGCCCCCGGACAAUCCUGGAACCCCUCUGCGGAGCCCUGGCCGCAAGAAGAGGCGUAGUAUGGGGACCAAGGGGGGCGGACACUUGGAGGCCUCAGGGCCUGCUCUGGUUCCACCAGGCUCUCCCAAACUCCUUGAGGCCAGGCCUGAGGAAGGCCAUGGCCUGGAUGGGUCCAGAGGGGAGGGGCUUGGGGCUGGCACAGCAAAGACAAUGGUAGGAGCCCAGCAGAACAAGUCUCAGCCAGACUCUGCCCAAGCUUUCUCUACACCUCUUCCUGUAACUGAGCCAGGUGCAGAUCAGUUCAGAAUGACCCCCAGAGCUGAGCUACACAGAGCUUCUGCACAUGUCCAGGGAGCUCAUUCAGAUGCUUCCAUGGCCAAGCCAGAUGAAGCCUUGUCUACGCCCAUCUCCAAGCCACAGCCUGAUAUGUCUGUGUCCAUACCCGUCUAUAAGCCUCAACCCUGUGUGGCCCUGUCUACACCCACCUCCACAUCUACACUGCACGUGGACCUACCUACUACAGGGUCAGUGGUCAAGCCAAAGAUGGAUUCACCUCUGCCUGUCUCCAUGGAUGUGACAAGCAAGGCUCUGCCCCACUCUGCUUCCAAGACUGAGUCUGAUGGGGUGACAUCUACACCUGUUCCUGGAGCUGAGGCUGCUGUGCCGUCCUGGGCCCCUGUUCUCCAAACUGGGGCUGGUAUGAUACAGACACAGAUGGCCGUGCCUCCAACCAGGCCUCAAGAGAAACCUGGAGGAGCUCCUGGACUUGCUUCAGGGGUGCCUUCCCCAGGCCCCAUCCCAACCCCCAAGAAGAAGAAAGUCCGAUUCUCCAUGGCUGUGCCCAGAUCUAAGCAACCAGGAUUAAGAGAGGCUACAGGCCCACCCUCAUUAGCCUCAGACACUGGAACAGCAGUGGGGGGCCGUGAGGGGUCUGCAGCCUGGGAUGCAGUGGUGGUUGGGCCCCGACACCCUCAGCCUCGAAUCUUGAAGCACUUGCCGCCCCCUGCUCCCUCUGCUUCUGCAGGGUCUAGAUCUGGGAGCUGCUUUGAGGUGACCCUCCCCGAGGCCUAUGAGUUCUUUUUCUGUGAUACCAUUGAAGAGGAGGAGGAGGAGGAGGGGGAGCAAAGGGGCAAGGAGGAGGGUGCCGAGCAGGAGGCAAUAGCCAGCCAGGCCACGGGGAAUGUCCAGUGGCCAGACAUCUGUGAAUUCUUCUUCCGGGACUGCCACACCCAGAGGUUGGGGCACCAGGGGAACUGCUCACUGGCCUCACCCCCAGGAGCUGACCCUGUACCAGCUGUGCCCCCUGGAGAUCCAGUGCCCUUCUCCAUCCCUGAGGCCUAUGAACACUUUCUUGGGGAGGACAGGUUUGGGGGCCUGCUGCCUCCCACUGCCCUUCUCCAGCUACAGAACUCAAAGCCCCCCAGGAACAUGGGGACAAGGACCCCUCCUGAGCCUGGCCCAGCUGUAGCAGAGGAACUGAGCCUGGCAGUCAGGCAGGCAGGAGAGCUCCGGCAUCCCCUCACCUCAUUUACCUUCAGUCAGAAUGACAUGUGCUUGGUGUUUGUAGCCCUUGCUACAUGGGCUGUAAGAACCUCAGAUCUGCAAACCCCGGAUGCUUGGAAAACAGUCUUACUGGCUAACAUUGGCACCAUCUCUGCCAUCCGCUACUUCCGCCGGCAGGCGAGGCGAGGGCGCAGCCCCAGCUCCAGCCCCAGCCGUAGCCCCAGCUCCAGCUCCUAGGACCAGGCCUGGUCUAGGAAGACUCAAGAUAAGAAGAUGAAUAGAGACAUUCAGGAUGAGCUGCUGCUUUCCUCGACCUAGGACCCCAGACUUCUACAGCAUGCAGGAGGGAGCCAGUGUCCUUGGUGCUGGCUCCCUUGGACUCCAUGUGAGGGUCCAUCCAGGGGCCACGGUCAAGGCCACUACCCAUACCUGAGGGGAAAGGAGAUUUGUAAUUCUGUGUGGGUAGGGGCUGAGCAGGGAGCUAGUUAAUAGGGUAGCAGGUUAGCAAAUAAAACGUAGGGCACCCAGUGAAAUUUGGAUUUUAGACAUGUACGAUGUGAGACAUUCUUGUACUAAGAAAUUUCUUGUUAAAAAAAUUCCGUGUUGUUUAUCUGAACUCUAACUAGGUAUCCUCUGUUUCAUCUGGUCAUGGAGGUAAAUGGGGUGUACUGCAGGAAAGGACCCUGGAAUUAGGAGUGUUAGAGAGCAGCAAGUCCCAUGUGAUCUGGUAGGGCUGGGAUGGGGAAAGGUUGCAUCAAAGGUGGCAGGAGGGGUUUUCCAGGGAUUGCGCCUUUUGCACAACAGCCUAGCUUGGAAAGAGCCUUACAGGGCCCUCUGAACUCCAAGCCUUGAGGUUUAUAGCCAAGGGGUUAGGGUGUCAGCUGGAGUCAAUAAGCAAAUACCUAGAAGAUACCUCUGAGGCAGCUCCUGCAGUCCCUACAGGGUAGGGCAGUGGGCAGGGUCUGGUUCCUCUGAGAAGCCCUAGUCAAGGGUAUAGACAGAAAAUGGGCUCAGGUGGAAGGACUGAGCUCUUGGUAUGGUCCCAGGAGUCAGAGACGGAUGAAGAGGUGGGUGAAGGACCCAAGCAGAAAGAGCAGUAAGUGGACGCAGCAGGCAGCACACAGGAUCCCCAGGACAGUAGGAAUCCCUAGCUGCUCAACAGAGAACACAGACACACAGAAUCAAUAAAAUCUCUCCUUUCUUGUU